Messenger RNA from Gymnodraco acuticeps, 3466 nucleotides. RefSeq names its product O-GlcNAcase like (gene ogal). The transcript is spliced from 17 exons. Gene Ontology annotation, molecular function: beta-N-acetylglucosaminidase activity. Gene Ontology annotation, biological process: glycoprotein metabolic process. NCBI's taxonomy places the organism in Eukaryota, Metazoa, Chordata, Actinopteri, Perciformes, Bathydraconidae. The coding region runs from base 1050 to 3158 and encodes 702 amino acids. The record is from RefSeq and is a predicted model, not a curated record.
GGGAACCACCACCCCGGUCUGCCACUCGUUCGGUACUGUUUCCGACUUCCACGCAACGUUGAUGUCGGAAAUAUAAAUGCCACUUCCUUGGAAGUAUAUUCAACAUUUUAUCAGAGCGUCACCUUUUUUAUCAGGUCAUGCUUUAACAUGUCUGCAUUUUAAAUAACCCUUUCUCGUGGCAGACGUAAUGAAUUAUCCAAACAGCUGUAACUAAUCACAUAAACGUAACCUUACUACUUGUCCACCAAUUAAUUUCCACUUCCAGGGCCCGUGGGUCCCCACUUGUUAUUAACAUGGCUAUUUAGCACACCUAAUUGAAACAGAGCCAUUGUUUAUGUAAUGAGUUACAUCUAUGCAUUUACUGUAAUUCAUAUUAUUUGUGUUGUGUUUGAAAGCUGUUACCGUUCAAUUUAUCACAGUCCAAAACACUCAAAAAUAAUGACUAUCAUCCAAUAUUGUUUUAACUCACUUAUUAUGCAUUCAUAACCGUACAAUCCUGUUGCAAUUAUAUUUUAUGGCCCCAAAACACAUAACUAACCCUAACUUGAAACAACAUAAGGGUUAACAUUCCCUGAACUUUUUUAGUUUAUAGAAUUUUAAACACGUGCAAAUUCAAGUUUGACAUUUUUCUAAUGAAAGAGUAGCCAACUUCAAACAAUUGAUGAUUACUAGUAGAGUUAUCAUCAAACACCAUUAAAUAUAAAAUGGAGAUCCUUAAAGAUGAGAUUUAAGCUACAGGGACACUGUCCCUUUAAGACGUUUACCCGGUAGUCACGUUCAGUCCCGCACGCGCCUGCUGUGGUGAACUACUGUCAUCACAAAACAAGAAGAGCUUCUUUUUUAUUAUUUGCUCGCAGCAUUUACAACUACAUACUUUAGACCAUGUUGCAGACGAUUUAAAUCGACUGCUCUGCGCAGGCGUGAGAGAACGGUGUAAUAAAAGCACAAACUGGCACACAAACAUAUGAUAAUAGCGCUGUCAGUGCUGGAGCUGCUGUCUGAGCAUUAGUGAGCUGGAAGUAGACACAACUCAACAUUAAACUGAAAACAUGUCUACACCGGGCAGUGGCGUGGGGCACCGGCAAGCCAACACCGGGGGGAAGCGGUUCAUUAGCGGGGUGGUGGAAGGUUUUUAUGGGCGGCCAUGGACUUUGGAGCAGAGAACAGAGCUGUUUAAAAGAGAACAGAAGUGGGGUUUGAACACGUACCUGUACGCCCCCAAGAAUGACUACAAACACAGGAUGUACUGGAGGGACCUGUACUCUGCAGAGGAGGCAGAACAACUCAUCGCCCUGAUAUCAGCUGCUAAACAGCACGACGUGGAGUUCAUCUAUGCCAUCUCUCCCGGCCUGGACAUUACCUUCUCCAACCCCAAAGAGGCCACCGCCCUGAUGAGGAAACUGGAUCAGGUGAGGCAGUUUGGCUGCAGGUCCUUCUCUUUACUUUUCGAUGACAUCGAGACUGAGAUGUGUGCGGCUGAUAAGAAGGCCUUCAGCUCCUUCGCCUACGCUCAGGUGGCCAUCACUAAUGCGGUGUACCAGCACCUAGGAGACCCCGAGACCUUCCUCUUCUGUCCCACAGAUUAUUGUGCUGCGUUCUGCACCCCCAGCGUGCUCCAGUCCUCUUACCUGCACACUGUGGGGGAGAAGCUGCUGCCUGGGAUAGACAUACUGUGGACUGGUCCCAAAGUGGUAUCCCACAAAAUCUCCGUUGAGUCCAUAGAAGAGGUGUCCUCCGUCUUGAGGAGGCCGCCAGUCAUCUGGGAAAAUAUCCACGCAAACGACUACGACCCCCAAAGGCUUUUCCUCGGACCCUUCAAAGAUCGUCCUACUGAGCUGAUCGCCAAACUGAGAGGGGUCCUCACCAAUCCCAACUGCGAGUUCUACCCAAACUUUGUGGCCAUCCACACAUUAGCUACGUGGUGCAAAGCAACUGCUGAUGGAAGACAAAGGGAUGUGGAAAUGGACGAUGAGGAGCAGGACCCCUGCUACAGCCCCCAGAAAGCCCUGACGCUGGCCCUCACCGACUGGCUGCAGGAGUUCAUGAGCACCGACCAGCCUGGAGGCCCCUGUCGUCCUCCAGCUCGUCUGAAGAAGGAGGUUUCAGAGGAGGAGCCCAUGCAGACAGAUAUGGGGGAGGGCUCCUAUAUCCCAGGACCUGGGGAGAACCCUCUGUACACGGCCGAGCCCCUCACCCUGGAGGACCUGAAGCUGCUGUCGGAGCUCUUCUACCUGCCGUACGAACACGGCCCCACCGCCCGCACCAUGCUGCAGGAGCUGGACUGGCUCAAGAACCACAGCUGGGCCGCGGCGGCCGAGACGGACAAGACCGCGGAAUGGCGCUCAAGAGCACAGCAGUUUGAUGGCCUGUGCGAAGCGGUGGUGCAGAUGUUCAACCGUCUGUCCAACGCCCCCAACCGCAGCAUUCUGUACGACCUCUACAACUACAUCUGUGACAUCAAGAGUGGGGUGGACCUGGCUCGAGCCUACGUGAAAACAGUCGGAGGGCAGGCUCGCCCCGCAGCCCAGCUGCUGAACACUGAUCCUGAACCCUGGGGUUUCAGAGGAGGCCUCUCUGGAGAGUUCCAGAGAAUGCUGCCCUGCCACGGAAACAGGGACCUGUUCAGACAUCCUCUCAUGACGUCGGUCUACAGCAUACGGAUGUUCUGCCCUGAGGACAAGAUGGAGGUACAAAGGAUUUUCAGAGAGAUGCAGAGUGUGGGAGAGGGCAAAGUCCCCAUGAUGAUGCAGCCCCCCCUCAUCUGUGAUGGCCUCUCAGCAGGGGAAAUCCCCCCCUCCCCUCAGUGUGCUCUGGUCCUGGAGGAUGAGAUGGGGGUGUGUGGUUACGCCCUCGCACUCACCGACGCCAAACCAGCUGCUGCCAGGAUUCAGAGGGCAGUAAGUGAUUCAGUGUUCCAGGACUUCCCCUCCCUGGUCACCAUACAAGUGUUGCCCCGGGUCGCUGAUCCCUCUCCAGCCAAGCGCAUGAUUGGUCGGUUGUUGUCCUCCAUCAGGAGCAGUGGUUCCAGAGGCGUGUUCUGUGAGGUGAGGCACAGCGAUCGGAGGAUGCUCGACUUGUAUCCUAAACUGGGCUUCUUCAAACCCAUAACCAUGGCCGGGCUUCCUCAGGACAUCAUCGCCAUGGGAACAAGCCUGUGAACAAGCCUUUGCGAAAAUCAUCGCAAGGAUUUACCUCAGGUUUGAAUGUUUUUUGCUAACUUUGCAGCAUGUCAAACUGCAAUCCGUCAUCAUUUCUUAGUAUCAGAUAAUUAUUCGUGUAAUUUUAGUAGCCAUCUCCAACACUGUAACAUUAGUUUGUUAGGACAUUUGCAACAAAAACUACUGUAUAAAAUAAAAAAGGGUAACACUGAUGUACUACUGAUUUUCUAGAACAUUUAAAAUGUAUAGAUACUUUUUUAAGAUGAAUUAAUUGUUUUAACCCAGCACAAUAAAUGUUAACACAUUUA